GACACUCGUUUUAUAAAUAACUCACCUUAGCCGCACCACUUCUUCUCUAGCUUCCUCAUCUUCUCUCUUGCUCGGGAAACAGACCUUUCAAAACCCUUCAUUACAAGCUUCUAAUCAUGAGUAAGCUUCAGAGUGAAGCUUUGAGAGAGGCAAUCUCUUCCAUAAUGGCUCAAUCAAAAGAGAAGCAACGCAAGUUCGUUGAGACUAUUGAGCUUCAGAUUGGCCUCAAGAAUUAUGAUCCCCAAAAGGAUAAAAGAUUCAGCGGUUCUGUUAAGUUGCCACACAUCCCUCGCCCGAAGAUGAAGAUUUGUAUGCUUGGAGAUGCCCAGCAUGUUGAGGAGGCAGAGGCAAUUAGCCUGCAAUGGAUGGAUGUCGAGGCCUUGAAGAAGCUUAACAAAAACAAGAAAUUGGUCAAGAAACUGGCCAAGCAAUACCAUGCUUUUUUGGCUUCAGAAUCUGUUAUCAAGCAAAUUCCUCGUCUUCUAGGCCCUGGACUUAACAAGGCAGGAAAGUUUCCUACCCUUGUGACUCACCAAGAGUCUCUAGAGUCCAAAGUGAAUGAAACCAAAGCAACAGUAAAGUUUCAAUUGAAGAAAGUUCUUUGCAUGGGAGUGGCUGUUGGUAACUGUGGUAUGGAGGAGAAGCAGAUUUUCCAGAAUGUGCAGAUGAGUGUUAACUUCCUUGUCUCUUUGUUAAAGAAGAAUUGGCAGAAUGUUAAGUGCCUCAACAUCAAGACAACUAUGGGUGCACCAGUACGCGUCUUUUAGGCAGUUCUUUAGUUUGUUUUUCUGGAUACUGGUAGAAGUGUGUUGCCUUGAAUUGUCAAGUUUUGUUGCGGACGACUUUUUUUAUUUAUUAUGAAUUCUCUAUCAUUACAAUGCUAGUUUAUCUUUUUUGGCUGAGAUAUUUGAAUUUGAUUUGCCUGAAGGCUGAAGUAAAAUGUUCUAUGCCACCUUA
This is a messenger RNA of Mercurialis annua (annual mercury), 957 nucleotides long. Its product is annotated as 60S ribosomal protein L10a. Gene Ontology annotation, biological process: translation. Gene Ontology annotation, molecular function: structural constituent of ribosome; RNA binding. The record is from RefSeq and is a predicted model, not a curated record. NCBI's taxonomy places the organism in Eukaryota, Viridiplantae, Streptophyta, Magnoliopsida, Malpighiales, Euphorbiaceae. The coding region runs from base 117 to 767 and encodes 216 amino acids. The transcript has 6 exons. Gene Ontology annotation, cellular component: large ribosomal subunit.